Messenger RNA from Telopea speciosissima, 1946 nucleotides. RefSeq lists its product as uncharacterized. Bases 1 to 1728 code for a protein of 575 amino acids. The record is from RefSeq and is a predicted model, not a curated record. The transcript is spliced from 3 exons. Lineage: Eukaryota; Viridiplantae; Streptophyta; Magnoliopsida; Proteales; Proteaceae.
AUGACCCUCAAGGGAAACAAGAAGAAAGUUGGGCCUGCUGCUGAAGCAUCCUCAAGACCAUUAGAAUCCAAAACAGGAGACCCAAAGUUAUUGAAGCCUAAACGUAAAAUUGUGAAAAAAUCUUCAGAUCAGAACUCUUCAAGCCCAAAGACAUUGAAGCCUAAACGUAAAAUUGUGAAAAAAUCUUCAGAUCAGAACUCUUCAAGGACAAAAGGUUCUACUGCUGCACAGAUACAGGGGAAACCAAAUCAUGAGAACACACAGAAGAGUAUAAAAGAAAAGAAUGUUAUCAAUCAAACGAAAGAUGACAAGAAGAAAAAUCCACAGGAAAUGAACGACACACAGAAGAGUAUAAAAGAAAAGAAUGUUAUCAAUCAAACGAAAGAUGACAACAAGAAAAAUCCACAGGAAAUGAACAAAGGGAAGAGUAUCAUCAAUGAAAAUAGCCUUGGGGAUCGUAAGGACAAGGAAGAGCUGGGUGGGUUGAUUUUCAUGUGCAAUGGAAAGACCAAACCAGAUUGUUUCCAGUAUGGGAUCAUGGGAGUCUCAUUGGGCCAGAAAGAGCUUGUUAUGGGAAUAAAACCUGGUCUAAAGCUCUUCCUCUAUGAUUUUGAUCUCAAGCUUAUGUAUGGGAUCUACAAGGCAUCUUCUGCUGGUGGUAUGAAGCUGGAGCCUGCUGCUUUUGGUGGGGCCUUCCCUGUUCAGGUCCGGUUCAAGGUUCACAAGGAUUGUUUCCCACUACCUGAGAGUGUUUUUAAGGGAGCAAUCAAGGAUAAUUAUGAUGAAAAGACGAACAAGUUCAAGACUCAGCUUACUGUCCUGCAAGUGCAGAAACUUAACAGUCUGUUUCAGACUUCACCUCAUGUCCAGGCAACUGCACAUUGUAUUCAGCCUCCUCUACAGCCACAACUUCGAGCCCCACCAAUGCCAACUUUACCAGCAGGGAAAGUUUCUGAGGGUAGAAGUGAACCUAAGCACCAUGCAAGCAGGGAAACAUUCUCUACUGAUCGUUACUUCCUUGAUGGCAGCAAGAGGUACUUAUUGCCAUCUAAUAAUGAAAGUGAGCAGCUUUCUAGAGAACCUGUUUUGACCCACAGGGAGGUAGCUACUAAUCCACGGUUUAUGACGGAGAAAGAAUAUCGAACUUAUGGUCUUUCAAGAGAAUGGCAUACCUUGAGCCCGACUGCUUCUAUGAAUCGUAAUGUUCCAAAAGUAGACCUGUACCAGAAGGAUCAUGAAAGGGAGAAGCUUCCGAGGCAUGUGGAUCCUCAGCAUAGAGAAACAGCCUCUAGAGAAGCAGGCCAAGUUCAUCGUGAUCCCCUUUUUCUGAGUGAGAAAGAUUAUCGAGCUUAUGGUCUUGGGCAAAAAUUACCUUCAUUUAUCCCUCAUGCUGCUGUAGCCUAUAAUGCUUCCAGAGUCGACACCUAUGCAAAAGAUCCAUAUUAUCCUCAUCAUUAUGGUUCUACAUCCUCAGAUGCAUAUCCUUUGGUUCCUAGGGGAGAGGCAAGGAGAGACACUUUUCCCACUAAAUCUGAUUAUCAAGAAAGGGGCUCUACUGAUUUCUCAAGAAGUCUUGCUGAUGAUGUGGGAGGAUCAUAUUCACGAUAUGCCUUUAAUGGUUUGUCGGAUUAUAAUGAGAAACAUCACCAUCUGGGGGGCAGAGACCUUGCAUCUGCAUCAGUCUCAUCUCGAUACUCCUUUGAUGGUCCAUCACUGACUUACCGCUGACCCAAGUUCGCAUUCGUAUGAACUUCAUUUGGCACAUCUCCAAUUCGUCUUGUUUUGGAGAUGAUGUCAUGUUUCUGGGUCAAAAUUUAUAGAGAAUUUGCAUACAAGUGAACAACUGUGUUACCUGUUAAUCUGAUUGAGCAGUGUUUCAGCUAAUCCAGUUCAUGUAUCAGAUAUAUCCUCAUUGCUUUCCCUCCCCAACCCCCCAACCCCCGCCC